AUGGAGAAGCAAGGUGUCCCCAUGCAGCAAUAUCCUCAAUCCCCCGACGUAACAGGGCACACCCAACCGCCUGUCUACCACCAAGACCCCGCGGCCGCGCAAUACCAGCAACAGCAGUACGCGCAGCAGCAAUACGCCCAGCCGCACCCACAGCAACCGCAGUCGCCCCCACCGCAGCAGCACGCCCAGCCGGCGUACGAGCAGCAGCAGAAAGCGUACCCGCACGACCAGCAGCAGCAACAGCCUGGUAUGCCGCCCCAGCAGCCAUCGGGCACCGUGUACCAGAACGCGACGCCGAUUGCGAAUUUGGGCCGCGGGCCUGCGCCUGCGGAUUGUCCUGCGUGUGGACAGCGCUCGAUGACGAAUGUUGCGUACGAGACGGGAAAUACGACGCAGUGA
Messenger RNA from Ascochyta rabiei, 399 nucleotides. RefSeq lists its product as uncharacterized. Bases 1 to 399 code for a protein of 132 amino acids. NCBI's taxonomy places the organism in Eukaryota, Fungi, Ascomycota, Dothideomycetes, Pleosporales, Didymellaceae. The transcript is spliced from 2 exons. The record is from RefSeq and is a predicted model, not a curated record.